This is a messenger RNA of Danio rerio (zebrafish), 2816 nucleotides long. Lineage: Eukaryota; Metazoa; Chordata; Actinopteri; Cypriniformes; Danionidae. The record is from RefSeq and is a predicted model, not a curated record.
GUCUGUGGUGGAAUAUAUAAGCGCGCUGGUCUGCUGUGCCACAGGGCGAGAUGGAGCACUGCGAGUUCAAGCGCUCAUGAACAUUCGACAGAUCAAAGUCUAUUUUUAAUCAGCACCAUUUUAGCAAAGUGUUUUUCAUAUCUGCAGUAGCGCUAGUCAAGUGCAGCUGUGUGUUUACGUAGCUCUAAUGAGCGCGGGUCUGUGUACAUAGUGUGUCGUGUGCGCUGUUUUUGUUUGAUUUUUGGCGUUCGUGUUUACUUUCAGCGCGAGAGAGCCGGAGAAAAUAUCUCGCUCAGUACUGUGUGUGUGUCUGUGUUAACGGACGUGUGCGUUUGUGUCGGAAAGGGGGGGAGCUUUCGAGAGUCGCGUUUCCGUUGCAUUAUUCAUGAGCGUCGCGGUAGCCCCGCCCAUAGGCGGAGUUAGUCAAAUUAACGCGCCGUGGAGCUGUUAGAUGAGCCAAAUGUAACACGUGGGUCACAAGCACAUCAGUGCCCAUAAAACUAUACAGAAAGCAGGCUCAGAGUAGUCAACGGCUGAUGGAUGUCUACUGUGAUGUCAGUGCAAAGUGAGCUUCCUAUUGCUGGUGGGGCAGCAGGUUUACUGGCCCACCCGCCGUCCCCACUGCAGACCAUUAAAGAUGAGGUGACCGCUAACAUUGUGCUAACCGAACUCGCAGCCAAUCACGUGACCCCACAGGAUGGGGUUACCGCCGAGGGGCCCUUUCAGAUUAAAAAUGGCCUACAAACUCGAACUGAAGUGCAGACGCAGAAACUGGCGCAGAAGCGGCGCUACAGUAUGAACGUGGCGUUCAAACAUCCGAGUCUCGGUAAGCGAAGACGCCGCGCCAAUUCUGAAUGCGAUCCUGUGCUUCCUACUAACUUCCUGCUGGGCGGGAAUAUAUUUGAUCCGUUAAACCUCAACAGCCUAUUGGACGAGGAGGUCAGUAAAGCGCUUAAUGCCGAAACGCCCAAAUCAUCGCCACUCCCCUCUAAAAACCGAGACCCGGUGGAGAUUCUCAUCCCGAAAGAUAUUACAGACCCGCUGAAUUUAAGUGGCAGGGGCGGAGAUUCGGCUGCCGGUGUGUUGGUUUCUCCAAUGAAGAUCAGACGCAGACACCGCAACCGCCAUCAUCCUGGAGCGACCACAGGCGUUGCCGACCAAUCAGAUUGUGAGAAGUCAAAAACCAAUGAAACGACAUUAUUUCCUGUAGCUAAUCCUGAAGAAGCUGCGAACAGUGCCGUUCUUCCGCCUGUCGAGGAGUCGCCGCGUCCGUAUGAGCUCAACACGUCGAUUAAUUGCCGCGAUGAAGUGGUGCAACCUAUUCUGCCACGGCGUAAGUCACACCCCUCUGCGUCUAGCUCCGCCCCUCAAUUACUCUCUAGGUCCGCCUCUGCGCCCCAUCCGUCCAAACAUCGGAAGCGCAGACGAACUGUCAGUCGCUCGGACUCUCGCCUGUCAAUCACACCAACUCCGCCCACCAAGCGGCUAAUCACACACACUCAAACCUUUCACACUCCAGUUAUAGGCGGAGCCAGCGGAGCUCCUCCCUUGGGGGCGGAGCGAAGCCAUGAACAGCAGCGCAGGCCGCGGCGCAAAUACCAUAAUGGAGCCUACAGCCGUUACUAUGGCUACCGCACACCAUCGAUGACCGCCGACCCACGAUUGGCUCUUUUUAAUCCCGAAUGGUUCUCUGGAAAAAAAGUUCUAGAUGUGGGCUGUAACACGGGUCAUGUGACCCUUGCCAUCGCCAAACACUGCAGCCCCGCCCACAUCCUGGGCUUGGACAUUGAUGGGGCGCUGGUGCAAGCCGCCCGCCAGAACCUGCGCCACUUCCUGUCGGAGCUGCAGGACAGGCAGCAGGCGGGAGCAGGUGAGGGGUCAGAGGUCACGGGGCUGGUGCCGCUGAUGGACCUGCAGCUGGUGUUACCCAGGUUUCCUGUCUCCUUCAUGCGCUGCCGCGGACCCAUCGCCGCUCCUCCCAUAAUGCAUCAGUCUCUAGGCCAGUUCCCCAGCAACGUCUGCUUCCUGAAGGGCGAUUAUGUGCCGGACAGUGAUGCGGAAGUGGUGUCACAGAGCGCGGAGUAUGAUGUCAUUCUGUGUCUGAGUUUGACCAAGUGGGUUCACCUGAACUAUGGCGACGCUGGAAUUCAGAGGCUGUUUGGGCGGAUCUACAGACACCUGUUACCUGGAGGAGUGCUGAUCCUCGAACCGCAGCCCUGGAGCUCAUACAGCCGCCACAAGAGACUGACGGACGUUACACGCAGGAACUACAGCAGUAUUCGACUGAAGCCGGAUAAGUUCAGCUCCUUCCUGAUGGCAGAGGUGGGUUUCAGCAGUUAUGAGCUCAUCGGGACGCCCCGCGCCAGCCCUAAAGGUCUCCAGAGGUCUGUUUACCUGUUCCACAAAAGCCCCGCCUCCAGCAGGAAGUGACUUUCAGGAAAAGCAACAGGAUUGUUUUUAAAUCCUCUUCAUGAUCUGCUGAUUUCAGCCAAACACGCAUACAUUUGUAAGCAUAAGGUAUGCUGAGGUUUGUUCCUUCCUGUGCCCUGUCGGAGGAGGGCUGGACUACUUCCUGUUUGCUCUGUUUUUGUUUUUUAAACUGAAUCAAACCCGUUUGACCUUUGACUGACUGCUUCUGAACUCUGAUUGGAUUGGUCAAAUAGGUGCUAGUGUGUGUGUGUGUGUGUGUGUGUCAUUUACAGACUGAUCUGAGUGACGCUCUUCUGAAACACACACACACACACACACACGUCAGUAAGCGAGGUUCAUGUGUGUUGUUUUUGAGACACAUGCUAAUAAAUCUGAUGUGCUUCUGA